CCUUGCGGGGUCUCCGGUGUCCGCGGAGGCCCGGUCCGUUACCUGCCCGUGCGCAUGCCCCGGGGCCGCCCGUGCCGGGAGUGAAGCCGCCGCGGGUGCUGGUGGCCCAGCGCUGUGACCGGGAGCGGCCCGUGAGGAGCGCACUUGAAAUAUAGACUAUAUAAAGACUUAAAAGAUGUGGGAUCAAGGUGGACAACCUUGGCAGCAAUGGCCUUUGAACCAACAGCAGUGGAUGCAGUCAUUUCAGCACCAGCAAGAUCCAAGCCAGAUUGACUGGGCUGCAUUAGCUCAAGCAUGGAUUGCUCAGCGAGAAGCCUCAGGGCAACAGAGUGUAGUGGAACAACAAGGAAUGAUGCCGAACGGACAGGAUAUUUCAGCAAUAGAGUCUGGUCCAAACAACCAUAAUAAUUUUCAGGGGGAUCCCAACUUCAACAGAAUGUGGCAGCCAGAAUGGGGAAUGCCUCACCAGCCCCCUCACCCACCUCCAGAUCAGCAGUGGAUGACUCCAACCCCAGGUCAGAUGGAAAUUGUUCCUCCGUCCGAAGACAGCAACAGUCAGGACAGUGGGGAAUUUGCUUCCGACAACAGGCAUAUGUUUAACCAGAACAAUCACAACUUUGGGGGACCUCCCGAUAACUUUGCAAUGGGGCCAGUGAACCAGUUUGACUAUCAGCAUGGGGCUGCUUUUGGUCCACCUCAAGGUGGCUUUCACCCACCUUAUUGGCAGCCAGGACCGCCAGGACCACCAGGUCCACCAGCACCUUCUGCACCUCCUCAAAAUCGAAGGGAAAGACCCUCAUUCAGAGACCGACAGCGUUCACCUAUCACGAUGCCUGUGAAGCAGGAGCCUCCACAGAUUGAUGCUGUGAAGCGUAGAACUCUGCCUGCCUGGAUUCGUGAGGGCCUGGAAAAGAUGGAACGAGAAAAACAGAAAAAGUUGGAAAAAGAGAGGAUGGAGCAGCAACGUUCACAGUUGUCUAAAAAAGAAAAAAAGGAAAGUGAGGAGGCUGGAGAAGGGGAUGGCCCACGGUUACCUCAGAAAAGUAAAUUUGACAGUGAUGAGGAAGAUGAAGAUGCUGAAAACACAGAAGCUGUAAGCGUUGGGAAAACCAGCAGGAGUCCAUCCCCGGCUCCUCAAGAGGAGCAAAGCGAACCAGAAAUGACAGAAGAGGAAAAGGAGUAUCAAAUGAUGAUGCUGACAAAAAUGCUGCUGACAGAGAUUCUCCUAGAUGUCACAAAUGAAGAAAUUUAUUAUGUGGCCAAAGAUGUUCACCGUAAAGCAACUAAAGCUCCUGCAAAACAGCUGGCACAGUCCAGUGCACUGGCUUCCCUCACUGGACUCGGUGGACUGGGUGGUUAUGGAUCAGGAGACAGUGAAGAUGAGAGGAGUGACAGAGGCUCUGAAUCAUCUGAUACUGAUGAUGAGGAAUUACGACACAGAAUCAGGCAAAAACAGGAAGCAUUUUGGAGAAAAGAGCGAGAACAGCAACUACUACUAGAAAAACAGCUAGAAGAAGAAAAGCUACAAAGUGAAAAAGUUUCAAAAGAGAUGAAUGAAUUUAUCAACAAAGAACAAAAUAGUAACUCGGCAUCACAGGAGGCAAAAGAAAUUGAAGCAGAUAUGGUUCAUGAAAAGAAAAGAUCUCCAAAUGCAAUUGCUCCUGAUACAGAGCUUAAAAAAGAGGGUAAAGAGAGGACAGGAAGGAGUGGGUCAGGAAGCUCUAGCAGUGGUAGCAGUAGCAGCAAUAGCAGAAGCAGUAGCAGCAGCAGCACUGUAUCUAGUUCAUCCUAUAGCAGUAGCUCAGGUAGUAGUCGCAGCUCUUCACGUUCUUCCUCUCCUAAAAGGAAGAAGAGGCACAGUCGCAGUAGGACACCUUCACAUAAAGUUAGGCGCAGCAGAAGCAGGAGUUACACCCACAGAAACAGGAGAGAGAGAAGUAGGAGCAGGGAGAAAAUAAGGGAAAGGAGAAGAUCUAGUAGAAAUCACAGUGCUGAAAGAGGAGAGAGGCGAAGAAAUCGGAGUCCUUCAAGAGAGAGAAGCUGGGAUAGACGUAGUAGCCGUUCCAGAGAUAGGCGAGCUAACCGUGCAAGCCGCAGCAGAAGCAGGGAUAGGCGUAAAGCUGAAGACCAGCGUAGAAGCCCUCCUGGAAAUAGGCACAAACAUAAAAGUGAGGGUAAAGACCAAGAAAGGAAGAAGGAGCAGGGUGGAGCUGUAGAUAAAGACAGAAAAAAGAACAGAGAAAGGGAGAAAGAUCAAGAAAAAAGGAAAGACAGGUCCAAAAAAGAGGAAAAAGAAAGUAAGGCUGGUAGUCAUGACGACAGUAGAUUAAAGAGAAAAAGGGACAGCGAAAGAACUUUCACUCGCGGUGAGUCCAUAUGUGUGAAAAUAAUAAGACAGGAUUCCAGGCAAGAAUGCAAAAGAAUUACUACCAAAGAUAGCAAAAAACGGUCAGGCUCCGAAUCUAGUGCGAGGAGUAGUUCUGAAUCGCCAGGAAGCAGCAAAGAAAAGAAAGCUAAGAAAUCGAAGCAUAUUCGGUCAUGCUCCAUGGAGAAAUCUCAAAGGUCUGGUAAGAAGGCAAGCCGCAAACACAAGUCUAAGUCACGAUCAAGAUCAAUGACUCCUCUUCGUCGUAAACGCUGAGGAAUUUAUGGCACCAGUGCUAUGAUGUUUAAAAAUUCCAUGAGUUAUAAAGGCUUGUCUCAUUAUAGAGGCACAUUGUGGCUAUGUAGGUGAAACCAGAAUCCUUUUUUUAUCUGUAAAUAAGUGUAUUUUUUCCAAAUGCUGCUCAGAAUUAAAUACCUAAUAGGAUUUCUUUGCAUUACCUUUUUUUUUUUUUUUUCUCCCCAAGAACGGUAGUGCUUAUUAAGAAUAUAAACCAGGCCAUUCUCUUUCAGCUGUAAUGUUCUUAAAAUUACUAUUGAAUGUACUGUGAUGUCAAUAAAGCUCUUUAGUUCAUUUUUUUUGUUUAAAAUUCUUGCACCUGAAUUUUGUGUUAAAUUGUAGAAGGUACUUUUU
Messenger RNA from Pezoporus occidentalis (night parrot), 3016 nucleotides. It is a transcript of the gene PNISR, whose product is annotated as PNN interacting serine and arginine rich protein. The transcript is spliced from 12 exons. Gene Ontology annotation, cellular component: presynaptic active zone; nuclear speck. The record is from RefSeq and is a predicted model, not a curated record. Gene Ontology annotation, molecular function: RNA binding. The coding region runs from base 176 to 2641 and encodes 821 amino acids. Lineage: Eukaryota; Metazoa; Chordata; Aves; Psittaciformes; Psittacidae.